Messenger RNA from Microplitis demolitor, 1696 nucleotides. RefSeq names its product E3 ubiquitin-protein ligase RNF126. NCBI's taxonomy places the organism in Eukaryota, Metazoa, Arthropoda, Insecta, Hymenoptera, Braconidae. The transcript has 4 exons. Bases 326 to 766 code for a protein of 146 amino acids. The record is from RefSeq and is a predicted model, not a curated record.
CACCUGCUGCGGCCCCUUCGUCAAAUAUUAAACAAUAAUUAAUCCAUUAACAAAUUAAUAGAUAAUAAAUUAAAUUAAAUUGAAUUAAAAUAAAAGAAACAGCGGGGCGUAAUCGCAAUUAUGGUGAUUAAAAAAAAACUCUAUUAAAUAAAUUACCAAGAGUAAUAUUAUUUAGUGACAUUGCGUAAUGGUAAAUAAAAAAGUAAAAUAGUAAACCGGUAAUGUUUGUUGGUAACCUCGGAAAGCGUUUAGUCGUGAUGAGUUAUGAUAAAUAAUGACCUAGAAUAAAAUAAAGUGUUAAAAAAACGUAACAAUAAAUUUAAAAAUGGUAAAUGAGUUAAAUAGUUACCUGAUACUACGAGAGCUUCGUUUGGACCGCAACAAGAUGACGUAUCCUGGGAUGGCGUUUGUUUUUGUCGUCGGUGUCGGUCUCGCAACUAUUUUGUAUUACAUGUUUGCUGAUAAUUCACACAAUCAACACAAUCAUAGCAAUAAUGGGACUGGUCCACCUCCUGACAUACCGCAAAAUUCUUGGAGCGCGCCGACUGCCAGACAGAGGAGUCGGAGAAAGGGAUCUAGUGCCAGUACUGAUAAAAUAAAUUGCACAAUUUGCUUAGCAGAAAUAUCACUACCGCAAAUAGUUAAUGUCCAACCCUGCGGGCACGCGUUUCACAGGAAAUGUAUUCAAGAUUGGCAGAAACAAGGACAGACGGAGAGUCAUAAAUCUUGUCCUAAUUGCCGGAGAAAAAUUGAAGAAAUUUGUUAACUAAUUAAUAGUUAAUUAUUAAUUAUCAUCAUAAUCACACAAAGGUAGUGUAAGUAUACACGCAGAUAAUUUUUUAUUAAAAAUUACCCAUAGUUUGGUACCGGAAGAACAUUUAGCCAGUAACUAAAUUUUUACUAUGUUGUUAGUAGAGAUUGCACUUCAUGUCCAUGCUACUGAAUAGUAUAUUUUACAAUGUACAUGGGAAAAGUUUAGAUAUUUACCACAUGUCCACAGUGUCAAACUUCUUGAGUAAUUUUUACUAAAGAUUUAUUUGUGUGCAAGUUUAAUCAAAGUUUUGUAAGUAAUUUAUAAAAAAGAAAAAGAAACAAAAAAAUUUUUCGUUUUUUUUAUUUUAACUAAUCUGAGUUAUUUUAAGUAACUAUUUUAUUUAUUUACUAAUUAUUAGUAACGGAGAAAAAAAAUAUUUUAUAAAAAUACUUACUCUUCUUUGUGAUUUUAAAAUUAAUUGCCGACUGUUUUAAUUCUAACUAUUUAGUUUAUUAAUGACAUUUUUAAAGCAAUGUUACACUAAAUGGAAUAAUAAAUAAAUAUAGUAAUAAGUUGAAAAAUAAAUCGGAUGGUUGGGAAUAAAAAUUGUUUUAAUUGGAGAUUUAAUGAUUUAUAUUUAAUAAAUUAAUUAAUUAAGAGACUGAGUUUUAAAUUUAUAUAAUAUCAUUUCAUUACGAAUAUGAAAGCGAUGCUUUUGCAUUAAUUACUAUCAAUGAUAAUUAUUGAUCAUUUGUUAUUUUAAUUCGUAGCUACUGUAUGAAUCAAAAAAAAAGUGAUAAAAUAUGAUGUGCGUUGCCUAAAUAAUUGCUAAUCAAUUAAUCUCGUCUUAUUUAUUAAUAUGUAAAUUAUGUAACUAUAACUAAGCAAAAAAAAAUGUAAUAAUAAUUAUAAUGUUUAAGCUGUUAUACAUCGUAUUAUAUA